AAUGUAUUCAAUAGGAUUGAUGUUGCUAAUGGCAAAUUUGGUAUUAGGGUAAGAUUUUACUGCUCUUGAUAAUUAUGUGGAAUUAUAAAUAUAUUAGAAAAGAUUUCCAGGAGCAGUCAUUGGUAUAUAAGAUGGAAAUUAUCAAUAUACUUUUAAAUAUGGAAGAACUGAAUAUCCAGGUGAUCCAGAAGACUAAGCUCUUUUGAAAACAUCAAUUUUUGACUUAGCAAGUGUAAGUAAAGUUGUUGGAUGCACUACAGCUGCAAUGUUGCUUUGGGAAUAAGGUUAUAGAUUAAUUAAUCAUUAGGCAAAUUAAAUAUCGAAGAAUCAGUUCAAUAUUAUUUACCAGAAUUUCCUCAUCCCACAGUUAGAAUAAGACAUCUAUUAUUACAUAAUUCAGGUUUGCCACCUGAUGCUCCUUUAGGAAAUAGAAUAUGGACAAAGGAAGAAGUAUUGGACUGGUUAUACACAAAAAGUACUUUGUUAUAAGCACCUGGUGAAAAAUAUAUCUAUAGUGAUCUGAGUAUGGUUACAUUGCAAUAAGUAAUCGAAAGAAUUACUGAAACUACUUUGGAUGUCUAUUUAGAUGAUAAUAUUUUCAAACCUCUAGGAAUGCAAUCAACUAUGUUCAAUCCUUCUGCUGAUUUAAAGUAUUAUAAAAUGAUUAAAUUAGAUAUCGUAUACCUCCAACUUAAAGAGAUGAAGUUGUUAGAAAAAGAUUGAUAUGGGGAGAAGUACAUGAUCCAACUGCAUAUUAUCUAGAAGGAGUAUCUGGUAAUGCAGGAUUGUUUUCAACUGUCUACGAUCUUAUCAAAUUUAUGUAGAUGAUGUUAGGAAAGACCUCAUUGUUUAAAUAUGAAACAUUACAAUAUUGGACUAAAGUUGAAGAAGGCUUACCUUAUGCAAAUAGCAGAGCAUUAGGUUGGGAUACUGUUCCAAUUUAGACAUACCCUCCAUGUGGUAGUAAAUUCUCUAAAAAUUCAUUUGGACACACUGGAUAUACAGGAACAUCUGUAUGGGCUGAUAGAGAUAAAGAUCUCAUUGUUGUUAUCUUAACUAAUAGAGUUUAUCCAGAUGAUAAAACUAGUGUUGUUUAAUUCAGAUAUGAAGCUACAAAUCUAAUAGUAGAUAUCCUACAAGACUAACAUGAAUUGACCUAAUGAUA
Molecule: messenger RNA, 1165 nt
Organism: Paramecium pentaurelia
Lineage: Eukaryota; Ciliophora; Oligohymenophorea; Peniculida; Parameciidae
Source: the annotation of a GenBank genome assembly